AGUAUUUUGUUGACGUCUGUCAAAUUUGAACGGUAUGGUGUCGAGUCAAUGGGGAACAUGCAAUGGCGCUGAUUUUAGAUUUGGUGUCUGGUGACAUCACUCUGUUUCACGUCUUCACUUGGCUUGAUAUUGGCAGUGUUCACCAGGACCUCAAAGAACUUUUAAAAGAUGAAACUGAAAAUAUCAGAUAUUCUUUUCCUCAACUGUUGAUUGCUUUUAUUAAAGAACAGACAUCAAGUAUUGUGAAGCUACACAAUAUCCAUCCAUAUGAACAUCAUACUAUAUCAUCCCCAAAGAGAGAAAAUGCAUUACCAAAAGUGAAUAAUUUGUCAUUGUCAAGCCCCAGUCCCAAUUUCAAGAACAAUGGCAGUUGUCAAGAAACAAGAAAAAUUCGCAAAAUCACACCCCAACGACUGGAUCUGUCAAGUGACUCUGCUUUUCCAUCUCUUCAGCAAUCUGCCCAGCCCAGAGAAAUUCCAAAAAAAAGAAGGAUAAAUCCAACUCAACUUAUAGAGAGUCCAGUUGCUACAAGGGUGCUACUACAGUUUGGUUCUUGCAUACGACCAAGCCCCCCUGCUCUUGGACGUAAUGCUUUCAAUCAAGCACAAGAGCAAUCCUGCCACAAAAGCCUUGACCAAGAACGAGCCCUUCUCAAGGAGAAGAAACGCCAAAUCACGGUUCCUGCCGUAUCCGAUUUGGGAAGCAAUACACCCAAAAAUUGGAUAUGUGUUGAACCAGACAUCAGUUUUGUCACUAACCAAUCCCAACUCGACCGUCUAAGUGCCCUCUUUUCCUUUUGCCUUUCUCGUAACUUUGUACCAUCCGUAUUCAGCGAGAUUCAGUUUUUAAUUCAGCUGCUGGUACUCCGUGUGAGUCCUGCCAAAUUAAAGCAGACUCAUCUUGCUCAAAAUCUACUCGGUAGCGUUCACAACUGUGUGUAUUUUUCAGCAAAAACACUGGAACAAUUGGAAGGCAUCUGGUGUCAUGUCGAUCAAAGUGUCCUUCAGCAGCUGAUGCACAAUCCAAGAUUGCUACUCUUCUGUCCCGAAUGGACCAACGACAAGCUGCCCAGAUUAAGCUCGUCGAUAACGAACGUUGAUAGAAUUCCUCCACAUAAAACUGUUGCUAAUGUAGCAUUUCAAACGGAAACUGACAACAGGUUCAAUUUUGCCAGCGAUUCAUCUUUCCAAGUUUUUAGAAAGCAACGCGAUCAGUUUUGCGAGGUAUGGCAAAUUUGGAAAAUCAACAGCUCUAUCCCCGGCUGGAACAUGUCUAUAGCUUUACAGAAGAUGAUUCAGUCAUUGGUGGAUCUACGUAGGGAUUGCGUCAACUACGCCCAUCUGGCUCGGUUAUUCCGUUCGCAACUGCUGAACGUUGCCCAGCUAGUAAAACCCAUCAACGAAUUAGAAGAACCAGAUGGACCUCUGGGCCUGCUCCAGUCUUCCGACCCGGACAAGCUUCGUCGACUAAGGGAUCGUCUUACAAACCCACCUGAAAGCCGUCCAGCUCGUUGUAUUGGAAAUGAAAACGACAUCAAAAUGCACUUUGAAGGGGAUCAAGAAUUCUUCCGCGAUUUCAUCUUACUUGCCGCCAGUCCAGCAUUCAACGAACAUUUGAAAACCAGCUUAUUGAGCGGAAUUGAAGACUUGUCUUCAAGCGAGGAUUGCGAUGAUCGAGCUCAGUUUGCUGAAACUGUCAUUGCACUUCAAGUGAUGGCCAAAUUUUUGGGUUUUCUCCAUUUUUAUCCGCACGCUUCUGGCGAUCACCUUCCAGAGCACAUCUUCCAUCAUUUGAGCAGACUGCGCAUUAGUCAAAGAGAACCGAUCGACCUCGUGAACUACAUCAAGGACGCUUUUCAAAAAGGCCGGCUCGUGCUGAUCAUACCGUGGGUUGUGACUUACCUCACACUAGCCGAUCCAGUAUCUCUUUGUCUUCCGGGCUUCCAUUCUGUCCUUUGUCAUCUGAUUUUCGUCUACCGGAAAGCUGAAAUCGCUCCAGCGAAUGCAUUUUUAAUCCGCAUUUUACUUGGUUGGCUUUUUAGCCAACCAAAUUUCCCUCUAGCGUUGCUGACGAAACCGGACGAUGAUUUGCUAAUCGAGUUCGGAAAUCUGUCAUUGUCAACUACUGAUGACCAGCUACCUCGGCUGGAUCAAUCCCGGUUAGUCGAUUCGAGUUUAAUCCAUCAAUGCUGCCCUUUCCUGUGGUCGUGGAAGCAUUUGCUGGCGGAAUUCGCCUGUUCAGAUGCAAAAUACAGCGGAGAAAGAGCUUCGGUUAGCCGUAAAAUCACGCCCGUCUCGGCAGAAGAGAAUCCGUCACCUGUGAAAGCUCCUGCAGUUAAAUCGCUGCAGAAAUCGCUAGAAGAGAAUUUCUUCCACAAUCAACCGUCUUCCGUCAAACGGACGGUUGAAUUUGUGGCUGAACGGCUAGCCUCAAAUAUAGUCCGUGACGUCCGUCAUCAGAUUAUUCCCCGUUUAGUUUUAAGCGCUCAAGCAACCCUCAAUAAUUGGCCGUCUACGGCAAAGGAUCCUGUGGAGUCUCUAUGCCUUCAGCUCUGCGCGGACGUCCGCGAUGAAGCUGCUUCCGCUGCCACAUUCGCCAUUGCUUCCCUCGAGUCUACAUUGACGGCCUUACUGCCCAAUGAUUUACUACCUCCUGUAAGAAGAGUCUGUGUUUCUAUAGCGUCUAAAUUAACUCAAGGCAAAGUUCUUGAUUGGAUUCAACUUCACGUCACGAAAAGCUUAUUUAAAAACGAUCUAGAAGUCGAAUUGGCCAAACUCGAUAAAAGUUGUGCCCGUCGUGUAACUACCCCUGGGUCCCCAACGGCAUCUGAUAAGCCGCAAGUUGUUCAUGAUUCAACUACACAAGCUCCUUCGUUUCUCAUUGAUCGACUGAAAACAUUGAUCCGGCAAGUCAUUCGUGACGCUUUAAAAGUGACUGAACAAGAUCUGAUCGACUUGCUGUCCAACUCUGAAGGCACGCUGCAUAGGCGGGUUGAUGUGACUCCAAUCGUCUCUAAAUGUCUUCAACAGUUGACGUUCGACUUACUUUUCAUCGUUUGCGUCUUUCAACCAGAAAGUAUAGGAUCGCAAACAAUAACAGCGUGGGUCGCUUUCUGGUGCAAAACGUACCCAUCCAUCGAUUCGGCAGAAACAGAGGAACCGGUUCAACCACCCGGAGCGCUAAUUUCAACUUGCGUUUGGCAAGUUUUGACGCCCAAACAGCUGUUGCUGCUGGCUCAAUCAACUUCGCCUAGAGAGUCUUGGAAUCACGUCACUACACUUCUCCUACAAUUGAUGAAAAGUGGACUUGUUCGUUACAAAGACGUUCAGGAGCAAGCUAUUGCCGUUGUCCGGCAAGAAUGGCCUCAGGAACUUCUUGGGCGAUUUGCAACUUGCGUUCGCGACAUUGUUGAUUGGCAUCGCAAUCAAAAAAGUGACCCGAACCUUUCAACGUCUGAAAGCUGCGAUGACGACGAUUUGUUGAGUUGGUUGUCUUGGUUUUGUGCGCAGGACGAUUUGUAGUGAUAGUUGUAAAGUCAAGUUUGGCUCGUGCGACAACAAAAGAAGAGUAAAAGAAAAUCUGGAUAGCUCUUUUGUACCUACUACGAAAAUUAAAUCGUCCCAAUAAAUUUUAAAAGAAAGAAAUAAAAGGGCCCUGGGCCUGUGGCAAAAAGAAAGCAGCGCACUUGAUGGUGUUGAAAGUUUGCAAGCAAAUGACGUAA
Molecule: messenger RNA, 3721 nt
Organism: Daphnia carinata
Lineage: Eukaryota; Metazoa; Arthropoda; Branchiopoda; Diplostraca; Daphniidae
Gene: dlt
Product: codanin-1-like
Exons: 7
Coding region: 63-3521 (1152 amino acids)
Biological process (GO): chromatin organization
Cellular component (GO): nucleus
Source: RefSeq, a predicted model, not a curated record